GAAGCCAUGCAAUCUCAUCCAACCAUACAGUCUUUACCUUUCCUGAAAUUUUUUCCUAAACUGUUCUUUCUAACUAAAGUCUCCUAAAACUGCACAGGUGUGUAAGUUGUAAACAGAGCUCUAACUAUAAAAACCCCGGCAUUUUCUGCUCUUAAUGGUUAUGAAAUAAAGACUCGGACUGAGUUUUUAGUGUUGUUUCUGAGAAGAAAACAACAGAUACCAUGGUGGCUCUAGGCCUCCAAGUUGCACAUUUUACUGCUCCUCAACAGUUUUCAAAUCGAAGACACGGAAAUUUUAGCAAUUUUAUCCGCUGUGGUAUUGCAGAGCCGUCUGGAGAGCCAGCUCCACUGGGACAGAAAACAAAAUAUAACGAUGGGUUGUUUGAGAAAGCAUUUAUCACUCUUUUUGCCCGCAAGAUGGAGAAGUUUGCGGCUGCACCAAAAGCUGGGGAUGAAGCAAAGAAGGGAUGGUUUGUGUAUGACUAUGAGAGUUUCGUUGAGGUGUCACAGAGGGUAAUGCAGGGGAGAUCUCGCUUGCAGCAGCAGCAAGUGGUCCGAGAAGUGCUCUUGUCCAUGCUCCCUCCAGGUGCACCAGCUCAGUUUAGGAAAUUGUUUCCACCAACAAAGUGGGCUGCGGAGUUCAAUGCUGCACUGACUGUUCCUUUCUUCAACUGGUUAGUUGGCCCUUCUGAGGUUGUGGAAGUGGAAGUAAAUGGAGUGAAGCAAAAAAGUGGAGUUCAUAUUAAGAAAUGCAGGUACCUGGAGAACAGCGGGUGUGCUGGAAUGUGUGUGAAUAUGUGCAAGAUUCCUACUCAAGAUUUCUUUACCAAUGAGUUUGGGCUUCCAUUAACCAUGACUCCCAAUUUUGAAGACAUGAGUUGUGAAAUGAUCUAUGGACAAGUUCCACCCGCUUUUGAGGAAGACCCGGCAUCCAAACAGCCUUGUUUUGCAGAUAUAUGUUCCAUGGCAAAUCCCAGCUCUAGUGUCUGCCCCAAACUACAAGCAUGAGAUGAUGCUCUCCCUGCCUUCUCUAAUAGGAGAAGAAAACUGUCCCACAUACAUAGUUGAAGACUUUUUCCUGUAUCCUGUUACUCUCCAUCUUCAACAUUCAUACAUCUUAUAACUAAAACAAGAAAUGUACGCAAAGCUUGAUUAAUUAAGAAAGAAGAAAGAGGAAAGAAUCUUUGGUGACAUCAUACUUCAGGAAACAAUUGAGAAACUGCUAUGUAUAGACUGCAUAGAUAAUACUAUCAUUUUCUAUUCGUUCGUUUCAAUCAA
This is a messenger RNA of Theobroma cacao (cacao), 1277 nucleotides long. Its product is annotated as beta-carotene isomerase D27. The record is from RefSeq and is a predicted model, not a curated record. Lineage: Eukaryota; Viridiplantae; Streptophyta; Magnoliopsida; Malvales; Malvaceae. Gene Ontology annotation, molecular function: iron ion binding.